GACCUAGAAUUGUAAUCUGCAACUGCACUGUGCUUCCACACCACUCCACUCUCCACCGUUCUCCCACCAUUGCAAUCCACUUUUGAAAAUUUACAAACCAAAACACUUAAAAUUCCUUUCCUAUUAAAAACGUAUACAUUAUUAAGGAUUUAGGGAAACAAUAGUUACAAAUUUGUUGUUGGUUCCUCAGAAACAGAGAAGAGAGAAAAAUCAAUGGAAGACGGUGAGAUAGAAGAGGGAUCAGUGGGUGGGGCAGAGGAAGAUGAACAAGGCUUCGCUCACUCCUCAGACAAUUCCGAGGAAUCACCCUAUCAAACAUUGCAUAACAGCAAAGCUUCCGUUGAGAACAUCGUAGCUGAGAUUCUCUCCAUCAAGAAAGAGGGUAAACCCAAACACCUCCUUCGAGACCUCGUUACUCAGAUGUUCCUACACUUCAUCACUCUCCGCCAGGCGAAUCGCGCUAUCUUGCUCGAGGAAGACCGCGUCAAAUCCGAAACCGAACGCGCCAAGCCACCGGUGGAUUUCACGACCUUGCAGCUUCAUAACCUCAUGUACGAGAAAAGCCACUAUGUCAAAGCGAUUAAGGCCUGCAAGGACUUCAAGUCUAAAUAUCCUGACAUUGAUCUCGUUCCUGAGGAAGAGUUUCUCUGCAACGCUCCCCUAGAUAUCAAGGACUCUGUUCUGUCCAACGACACUGCUCACAAUUUCAUGCUCAAGAGGCUCAAUUUUGAGCUGUUCCAGCGCAAAGAGCUCUGUAAACAUCAUGCGAAACUGGAACAACAAAAGAAAAUCCUUUUGGAGACUAUUGCCAACCGAAAGAAGUUCCUGACAAGUCUCCCUUCACAUCUCAAGUCUCUCAAGAAAGUCUCCCUGCCUGUACAAAAUCAACUAGGGCUUCUGCAUACGAAGAGACUAAAGCAACAUCAUUCGGCAGAGUUGCUUCCUCCAGCUCUGUACGUGAUUUACUCACAGCUGUUGGCUCAAAAGGAGGCCUUUGGAGAACCCAUUGAUCUGGAGAUUAUAGGGAGCCUGAAAGAUGCUCAAGCUUUUGCUCGUCAAAGAGCUCACAAGGACCCUGACAUUUCCACUGCCAUGGAGAGUUCCAAAGUGGAAGAUGAUGUUCCUGAUGAAGAAGAAGAUGGUCAAAGACGGAGAAAAAGGCCAAGGAGGGUUCAAGUCAAGGAGAGCCCUGACCAGGGGGGAAUAUUUCAAGUUCACCCACUUAAAAUCAUUAUGCACUUGUAUGAAGAUGAGGCUUCUGGUCCCAAAUCUGCCAAACUCAUUACUCUUAGGUUUGAGUACUCGGUGAAGUUGAAUGUUGUAUGUGUUGGAAUCGAAGGAUCUAAUGAUGGUCCCGAGAGUGACAUCUUAUGCAAUUUAUUCCCCAAUGAUACAGGACUUGAGCUUCCUCACCAGUCCGCAAAGCUCUUUGUUCAGGAUGCUAUGACAUUCAAUACUCAGAGAACUUCACGUCCUUACAAAUGGGCUCAGCACCUGGCAGGGAUUGAUUUCUUGCCUGAGUUAUCUCCCUUGCUUCUUACUGACAAUAGUGGAGAAGUCAAGAAUGAAAAUGUUAUAUCCGGUCUUUCACUAUAUCGGCAGCAGAACCGAGUGCAGACUGUUCUCCAGAGAAUUCGUGCAAGAAGAAAAGCUCAAAUAGCUCUUCUGGAACAACUAGAAUCUCUUAAAAAGCUUGAGUGGCCUUGUCUGUCUUGCAAAAGUGUUCCAUGGGCUUUGCACACUCCUUUGUGCAAUUUGGAUAGUUGGUCACCAAUAAGAGUUCCAUCUGUCGCUAGAGAGUCCUCAUGUCCUGCUGUCAUAGAUACAGAGGAGCAUGUUCAGGAACCAAUGGAUGUUGAUGUAAAUGAACGUUCUGGUGCCACAAAAGAGGAACCAGAGAGUAUAACAGAAGAUGGGGAGCUUCCAACUUUACUUCCUAACAUGUCAAAGCUUGACCACUCCAAGCAACUGAACUUAAUUUCUAAAAGUAUCAUUCCUCCACUCAAUAAAAUCAGGUCACGGAGUUUCAAAAAAUUUGAUGACAUUUCUGAUUUCUUGCUGGAUACUGAAAGUGAUCUUGAUGAGCCAGCACAGAUUGAACAAGAACAUGAAAAUAUAGUAUCCAAUUUCUGUGCCAGAAAGUCUGUAUCAUGGAUGGAAAAUGGGCUCAAGGAAUUUUGCCUUGUUCUUUGUAGAAAAAUCAGUGCAGAUGAAAGGAGUGUGAAUUUAGAAGCUAAGAUCAAGAUCAGUAUGGAAUAUCCUCUAAGGCCUCCUCUUUUUACAUUGAGUCUUUGCUGUUUAUCUUCUGGGGAACACCAUGAUCAUGAUGAGAUUAAUGGAUUGGAGUGGUACAAUGAACUACGGGCAAUGGAAGCGGAGGUCAAUUUACACAUACUAAAGACGCUACCUGUCAAUCAACAAAAUUACGUAUUGGCUCAUCAAGUGAGUUGCCUUGCAAUGUUGUUCGACUACUAUUUGGAUGAUGCAUCCCCAUCAGCUGAAAGGAUAAAUUGUACGUCAGUGGUUGAUGUUGGCUUAUGCAAGCCUGUUAGUGGUAGAUUCCUGGGUAGAUCAUUUAGAGGAAGGGAUCGCAGGAAGAUGAUCUCCUGGAAAGAUAUGAAAUUCAAUUCCAACUGUCACUAAUAGUGGUUGGUUCCUGUCUGGAUCUUUUAGACGGAAGGAUCACAAUAAUGAUCUAUGUGAAGACCUCCAAAUUGUCCCAAGUAGUAAUAUUCAGCUCUGGAGGUGACAAAUGGAUGUUAUGGAAUAUGAUGCUCAUCUUUACUGUUGCAAGGAUAAGGACAUUGUAACUCUAGGGUGCACUCGGACAACCAUGGAACGUCAUUGUUUUUUUUUACUUUAUAACCUAAAAACUGGCUGAGAUACUCUGGGGGAUUUGAAGGUUUCAUUUCAGCCAUUGAUUAUUUGUUAUGAUUUAUUUUCUAGCAAAUGAUGCUACUGGGGUUUCAGUUUAGGAGCUGGCAUCAUGGGUAGAAUUCUAAGGAUUGUACUUUGCUGAGGUCUUCUGGAUAAUGGCCAAAGUAUUUUAGUAUUUUCUUUUAUCAGUUAUACUGGAUUCUUUCCAUUCUGAAUCUGUCAUUCCCUAGCAAAGACGAAGUGUUUUUCCUAUAACUGGAUUUUUUUAAGAAUAAUUCUAGUCGAUUGCGUUGAACCACGGG
Molecule: messenger RNA, 3179 nt
Organism: Abrus precatorius (Indian licorice)
Lineage: Eukaryota; Viridiplantae; Streptophyta; Magnoliopsida; Fabales; Fabaceae
Product: THO complex subunit 5B
Exons: 8
Coding region: 214-2643 (809 amino acids)
Biological process (GO): mRNA export from nucleus; positive regulation of DNA-templated transcription, elongation
Cellular component (GO): THO complex part of transcription export complex
Molecular function (GO): mRNA binding
Source: RefSeq, a predicted model, not a curated record